This is a messenger RNA of Drosophila obscura, 3879 nucleotides long. RefSeq names its product trichohyalin. The record is from RefSeq and is a predicted model, not a curated record. The coding region runs from base 182 to 2548 and encodes 788 amino acids. The transcript is spliced from 6 exons. Lineage: Eukaryota; Metazoa; Arthropoda; Insecta; Diptera; Drosophilidae.
UCACUCGAAGGCAUCUUUCAACUAGCCUCUCGUCCGAUUGAGCGAUGUAAAGAGCGAACAGCAAGGAGAAGACAUCACCAACCACCUACCAGCAGCCACCAUCCAGCAGAGAAUCUGAAUCUGCACGAAACGCAGUGCCAUCAACGGGAGAAAAAAAGACCAUCAACGAGUAGGAAUCACAAUGAGUGGCAGCCAUAGAAUGUUGUGCUGUCAAGUAUUUAUAUUAGUUUUAUUUGCACACACAAUCCGGACGGAGUUCCAUGCGAGCGGAGCCAGCGCGGCGGUCAGCUUCGAUGGCCCCUCGCCUGUCCAGGAGCUGGGUGCACUGGCACCGUUGGCGCGGCCCAACAGACGCCGCAUGUACGCCAUGUGCCCGCCGCAGUUCCAGCGCGUGGGCACCGACUGCUACUCGCUGGUGAGCCAGCGCAGCAGCUGGCUGGAGGCGCACUUCUUCUGCAAGGACAAGAACGCCAAUCUGGCCGAGCCCCUCAAGUACGCCGACCGCAAGCUGCGCGCAUUCCUGCAGAAGGAGGAUGCCCAGACAGGAGAUCGCGAGCCAGUGUGGAUUGGGGCCACCUUUGAUCACCGCAACCGUCUCUGGCAGUGGAGCAUGAGCGGCCGCAAUCUGACCUACGACUCGUUCAGCCAAAUGGAUGCCACCUAUGUGCAACUUAUCUCCAACAGCCAGCCCAACGACAACAACUGCGCCGUCUACGAUCCGAGCCUCAAGUACCGCUGGUCGGCGCGCUCGUGCCCGGACAAGCUGCGGUUCAUCUGCCAGCACAAGAUGCCCAAGGUGAGCGAGGCCAACCGCUACAAGAUCUACAAUCGCUGGAACGCCACCUAUCCCAAUGAGCGGGCCAACGAGGUCGUUCUCGAGAUUAUCGAUCGCAACGACAAGGAUCGCAGAUACCAUCGUCGCGUGAAGGCUGAGGGCAGCGAUGAGGAGAUGAUCAUUCCCGGUCGCCGCAAGAACAAUCGUCGCAAUCAGCCACGCAACCACCAGCAGCAGCCGCAGCCGCAGCAGCCCCUGCACCCCAACGAUGUCAACUCCCACCAGAGGGAACCGCAGCAGCGCCCUCGCAAGCGUCCACGUGUCUCCUCCACCACCACCACCGUUGCACCCACAGCCGAGCUUGCGCCCGCUGCCCUGUCCAACAUCCAAAACAACGAUGUCCUGCCCGCCUCACCGACGCCCCAGCAGAUGACCCAGUACGACCGCAAGCUGCAGCGCCAGCGCCAGAAGGAGAGACGCCGCCAGCAGCGCAAGAAGGAGCGCCAGGAGCAGAACCGCCAGCUGCGUCGCGAACGUCAGCGCAAGCAGCGGGAGGAGCAGCAGCGAUUGCAGCGGGAGCGGGAGCGCGAGCAGGUGCAGCAUGAAGAACCACAUCCUGAGGGGCAAGAGCUGCGCGCGCGAAUGGCCACUUUCGACCAGAAGGAGCAGCAGGAGAAGCAGCUGAAGGAGCAGCAGGAACGACAGCAGAAGGAGCAGCAGGAGAAGCAGGUGAGGGAGCAGCAGGAACGACAGCAGAAGGAACAGCAGCAGAAGCAGCUACGGGAGCUCAAGGACAAAGAGCAGCGCGAGCAGCAGGAGCGCGAGUAUCAGCAGCAGCUGCGCGAACGCGAACUGGAGCAACUGAAGCAGCGGCAGGCGGAGGAGGAGCGUCGUCGCAAGUCCGACGAUGAGGCCGAGAAACUGCGCCUGGAGCGCAUCCAGAAGCAGCGGGAGCGCGAGGCCGAGCAGCGCCGUGCGCGCGAGGAAGAGAUGCGCAAGCAGCGCGAGGAGCAGGAGGAGAUCGACCGCCGCAAUGCCGCCGAGCGGCUGGCCAAGGAGCAGCGAUUGCGGGAGGAGCACGAGAAGCGCAUAGCCGAGGCCAACUCUGAGCAGGAGAAGCAGCUGGCCGAGGCCCACGAGAAGAAGCGGCGCGAGGAGCAGGCCCUCAAGGAGCAGCUGCAGGAGCAGGAGCGCCAACGGCAGGAGCAGAUCCGUCGCGAGCAGGAGGAGGAGGAGAAGCGCCAGCAGCUAAAGCGCAUGGAGGAGACGCGCAUCUUCGAGCAGCGCGAACUGGAGCGACUGCACGAGGAGAACAGGCGGCGGGAGGAGCAGCAGCGUGCCCGCGAUGCAGAGAUUGCCGAGCGCGAGGCCAAUGAGAAGCGGCUAGAGCAGGAGGAGGAGCGUCUGCGCAAGGAGGUGCAGGAAGAGGAGCGCGCACUGAAGCUACCGCUGGAGAAGGAGAUGCGCGAGGCGGAGGAGGCGCGCAAGGCCAAGGAGGAUGCCGAACGGCAGGAGAAGGAGGCCAAGGCAGCCGAGCAGAAUCGCAAGCUGGAGGCCGCCAAGAAGGCAGCCGAUGCUUUGGUGCAGGCCUCGCUCGCCGAGAAGCGUCGCGAGUACACAUCGCGCAUCUCGGCCCUGAGUCCCGAGGACCAGAAGAAGUUCAUCGAGAUGCGCAAGCGGCGCAAGCAGCUCAAGGAGCAGAAGAUGCGCGAGCAGAACGAGAAGAAGCUCAAGCGGAUACAGCAUGCCAUGCGAUUGAAUGACGCCGAGUAGGAGAGAGAAGUGCUGCUCAUCACUCCAUCGCCUCCUACACCUACACAUAUCUCUUCCAAUCUCCUCUACCAGACGUCGCACUAAUCCCCCCGCUACUAACCGACACAUAUCGUUCGAGAGUUGGUUCAGCCACUGGGCCGAUGAUCCCCUUUUUUUAAUUGCUUUUUAUUUUGUUGCUUUUAAUGGAAGAAAAACAAACAAAACAAAAACACGCAAAAGUAUUAUUUACAAGGAGAAGAAAGGAAGGGAAGGCAAGGAAAGGAAAGGAAACGAAAUUAACUAACAAACCGGAUAUAUCGCCUCCGGGCGGGAAAGUCAGUUUCAUUUGCAUUUGAUCCGCAGACGAGCGAUGGCCCCCAGCAGCAAUAUGCCCACAGUUGGAUAUCGUUUCGAGCGACCACCGGGAAGCCACUUAAUCUCUAUGGGAACUUCGCUGUAGCUCUAUGUAGUACUGUACAGUAAACAUAUAUACUAUAUAUAUAUGCUAUAUAUAUAAAUAUAUAUAUAGGUCUAGGAUAGACACACACCCCACAAUGGCAAUCCCCACCCACCCACACCCAUACGAAAUAUAACCAUAAACUAUAUAGAAUAUCGAGCAAUUUUAAAGCCCACAUAGAUCGCAAAGAAUUUUAAAAACUAGAGAGCACACAGAAAUACAUAUAUGAAAAUAUCUCACAUAAUUAAUAAAAAGAUGGGAAUGGCUAGAAGAGUCCUUACUGAUCGAUCCCUAGUUUGGCCCCCAAAACCCCCCUAAAAUGUGUCCUCGAAAUCACCGUAGAAGCAAUAAUUUACUAAGGAAAACCUUUUGAUAAUACAAGUAUCCCAUGUACUAACUAUUUAGGUUACAUAUAAUGAUUAAAGUAUGUUUAAAUGUAAAUUUUUAUGUAUUUUUUAAUACCUCAAAAACUGGAUGGAAACGUAAGCGUAAGCGGAAAAGUAUCUUUCUAACGUUUUAUUUUGUUUAAAAUGAAAAGAAUGAAGCGAAUGAAACAAAGCAAAAACAAAAGCAAAAGCAAAAGCGAAAGCAAUUUUAUAGCCAAGUAAAAUGCAUUUUAAUAGUACACUAACCAAUUUUAAAUAUUAUUACAUACAUACCUACUAUAAAAUAUAUAUGUACACAACACCCAAGAGAAAUGAAAAGAGAAGGCGAAUCUAAAUGAAUAGUCAGCGAAACUUAGGCAGAAGCAGAAGCAUAAUCAGAAUCGGAAAUAUGAAAUCGAAUGGAUAAACAUAUUAUGAUAAUAAUAUUACCAUAUAAUAUUUAUGCAAGAUUAAAUCUACAGUUAAGCCACAGCAAAUAAAGUGAAAUAAAGAAUAAAGUUUGAAUGAAA